CAUCCGGAACUGAAAUUUCUUUCUCCUCCGAAAAGUCCAGACCCUUGCGUUACUGUGUCUCAGGUCCCCCACCAACAUCAAACGUUUCCAACAUACUUCGCCGCCAUGUCAGUGAUGUCGGUUAUUGUGCGAGUAUCACUGCUGCUGUUGUUGUGCAAUGUGGUUGUUAUCGCUUCAUCUGAUGUUAAUCAGACGACAGAGCAAGAAAAACCUUUGACCUCAGAAGAGGAGACACGGAGGUGCGUCGCCUGGAGGCAGAGAUGGAGAUACUGCGGCGGAGUGUGACUGAGCUGAAAGCUGCAGGGCCGUGUGCAAAACAGCAAAGCUCGCUAGAAGCAGACGCCUUAAGUGUGGCGCAGGAAGUUCGUGGUUUACGUCACCACGUGCAGUCGUUGAGGAUGUACUCAGAGUUAUCUGCCAUCCGCACGGAAGUACGCUCGCUGAGGUCAAAGCUCCCCGGUGACGUCACUGAGGAGUUCAAAUUGUUAACAGGUGUUCCCGUCGCGGACGAGAGACCAGAGGACGGUAUUCGUUCAUCAGCUGCGCCAGGUUCUGUCUACACCCGCUGGGGUAAUGACCAGUGUCCGUCUGACGCUCACCUUGUGUAUUCAGGUGUAAUUGGCGGAUCUCAUCUAACGCACGAAGGAGCGGCGUCCAACGCCCUGUGUCUUCCUCUCAACCCUGUCUUCGAGGACUACGUCCUGCCGGGAGCACACACCCAUGUCUACGGAGCAGAAUACGAGGUCAGCCCUUUACCUUCACAUGACCUUGAACCCAAAUGUUCUGUGUGUCACAUUGCACGUGCUGCGACCGUCAUGGUGCCAGCUACCAACUCCUGCCACACCGGGUGGACAAUGGAAUAUUCGGGUAUUCUCAUGGCCGGACAUCAUACACACAAAGCAGCAACCGAGUUCGUUUGCAUGGACGCUGCGCUGGAGGGUAUGAUCGGCACCAAGGACACCCGAGACGGGAAGGUCUUCUACUUCGCAGUCUCUGCGUGUGGCAGUCUGCCCUGUCCUCCGUAUGUAAAUGCCAAAGUACUGAGCUGCGUUGUUUGCUCCAAGUAACUUUUCGGUGAUGCAAGACAAUGCCCUCUAUAAAACAUUUAAGACCAGCAUGUAUGGCUUGUAUAAGAUGCAUCUAUAAACGGAUUCCCAAAAACAAACUCAAGUGUGGCGAUACUUUACAAUCCCACGUUCAUCUUAAAAGAUGUCAGUUACUUUCUGUUAGGGCUUUGAUUCACUGCAAUGUUAUAACAUCAUAGGUGAAACAUUUUUUUCAUAAGAUUCAAGAAAUAUUUGCUUUAUGAGCUAGGUGAACUCUCCACUGAGGAAGUGAGGAAGUUUUUUUGGAAUAGAAGUUGAAAAUUAACUAUUCUCACUUAUUGUGGGUGUAAACCAGAUUGUUCUCUUGAUACAGUUAUUAAAAUAUGUUGACACAUUCAAGCUUACAACCGACAGUUCUGGUGAGGAAUGGAGUGUCUGGCCAAACGCUUG
Pomacea canaliculata is the source of this 1496-nucleotide messenger RNA. Its product is annotated as short-chain collagen C4-like. Lineage: Eukaryota; Metazoa; Mollusca; Gastropoda; Architaenioglossa; Ampullariidae. The transcript has 4 exons. The coding region runs from base 261 to 1067 and encodes 268 amino acids. The record is from RefSeq and is a predicted model, not a curated record.